GCUUGGCCACCACCAGCCACGUGCCCCCAGCAUGGCCAGACCCUCCCCGGCAUCGCCAGCCCUGCAUAAAAGCGCUGCCCUUGGGGAGCCCUGGCAUCCAGCACUCCUGCCUCGCUCUGCUCAGGACAAGGGCUCAACUGUCUCACACAAAGAUGUCUUGCUACGACCUGUGCCCACCAAAAACCGGCGUGGCCGUCCCCCAGCCCAUCGCUGAGAGCUGCAACGAGCUGUGUGCCCGCCAGUGCCCCGACUCCACAGCCUUCAUCCAGCCUCCGCCCGUGGUUGUCACCUUCCCCGGCCCCAUCCUCAGCUCCUUCCCCCAGCAAGCCGUGGUGGGCUCCUCCGGAGCACCCGCCUUUGGGGGCAACCUGGGGCUGGGGGGCCUCUAUGGGGCCGGGGCCACGCUGGGCUCGGGGGGCCUCUGCACCCCUGCCAGACCCUAUGUUUCUCCCGACUGCAGCCCUUGCGUCUUGCCGCGCUACAGCAAGAAGCUCUGGGACACCUGUGGGCCCUGCUAGACCCAGUUCGAAGACCUCAAAGACCCUGGGACCCCUCAACCUCAUGCCUCAUCUUCUUUCUCCACUCCUUCUCUCAAUGCUGUUUCUCUUUCCUCUUGUUUCUCUUUCCUCUUGUUCUUGCCCAUGUCUAGGAGGCACCAUCAUCCCACAGAGCAUCUGCCCAUCCCUUCUAUGGGCACUGCCUGAGAGAAGCCUGAAGGAUCAGCUUUCUUGAAGCCCACAGGGACAACCUUCAUGCCUCUGCUUGCUAUGUCUUUCCCCAGUGGGUGCUAUCCUGCACUGCAAUAAAACAAUUCUGCAUCCCAA
Molecule: messenger RNA, 824 nt
Organism: Cuculus canorus (common cuckoo)
Lineage: Eukaryota; Metazoa; Chordata; Aves; Cuculiformes; Cuculidae
Product: scale keratin
Exons: 2
Coding region: 153-518 (121 amino acids)
Cellular component (GO): intermediate filament
Molecular function (GO): structural constituent of cytoskeleton
Source: RefSeq, a predicted model, not a curated record